AUUUUCGUCCGUUUGUUAUCUAACAACCCGUAGCGUUAGCCUUCCUUUUCGUGAAGAAACCUUUUCUUAUCCUAUAAAUCCACCCCCAAAUCCAUCGUCUUCCUUCAUCCUGCAAUCAUCUUUAUCUUCAAAGCUCUGACUUCUUCAAUUCUCCCAAGAUGCAAAUCUUCGUUAAGACCCUUACUGGUAAGACCAUCACUCUCGAGGUCGAGAGCUCCGACACCAUAGACAACGUCAAGGCGAAAAUCCAAGACAAGGAAGGGAUUCCCCCAGACCAGCAAAGACUUAUCUUCGCCGGAAAGCAACUCGAGGACGGCCGGACUUUGGCCGAUUACAACAUCCAGAAGGAGUCCACCCUCCAUCUCGUCCUCCGUCUUCGUGGAGGUAUGCAAAUAUUCGUCAAAACUCUUACCGGAAAGACCAUCACUCUCGAGGUCGAAAGCUCCGACACCAUCGAUAACGUGAAAGCCAAGAUCCAAGACAAGGAAGGUAUCCCCCCAGAUCAGCAAAGAUUGAUCUUCGCCGGAAAACAGCUAGAAGACGGCCGUACCCUCGCCGACUACAACAUCCAAAAGGAGUCAACCCUCCAUUUGGUCCUCCGUCUCCGUGGUGGCAUGCAGAUCUUUGUGAAAACCUUGACCGGAAAAACCAUCACCUUGGAGGUGGAGAGCUCCGACACCAUCGACAACGUGAAGGCCAAGAUCCAGGACAAGGAAGGAAUUCCCCCAGACCAACAGAGAUUGAUCUUCGCCGGAAAACAGCUAGAAGACGGCAGAACCCUCGCCGACUACAACAUCCAGAAGGAAUCAACCCUCCAUUUGGUCCUCCGUCUCCGUGGUGGUAUGCAGAUUUUCGUGAAGACAUUGACAGGGAAGACGAUUACUUUGGAGGUGGAGAGCUCCGACACCAUUGACAACGUGAAGGCGAAGAUCCAGGACAAGGAGGGGAUCCCACCAGACCAGCAGAGGUUGAUCUUCGCCGGAAAACAACUUGAAGACGGCCGGACUUUGGCGGAUUACAACAUCCAGAAGGAGUCGACGCUUCACCUUGUGUUGAGGCUGAGGGGAGGGAUGCAGAUUUUCGUGAAGACAUUGACAGGGAAGACGAUUACUUUGGAGGUGGAGAGUUCUGACACGAUUGAUAAUGUGAAGGCGAAGAUUCAGGACAAGGAGGGGAUCCCACCGGACCAACAGCGGUUGAUCUUCGCCGGAAAGCAGCUGGAGGAUGGGCGGACUUUGGCGGAUUAUAAUAUCCAGAAGGAGUCGACUCUUCAUCUUGUCCUUCGUCUUCGUGGUGGAAAUUGAAGGUUUGGUUUGGUGGUGUUAUGAAGGUUGUUGAUGAAUGAAUUUGUGUAUGUUUGAAUGUUUGUGUUGUGAUUGAAACUCUGGUUUGAUGGUUUGAAGUGAAUAAUUGUUGAAUAAAAAAACUUUGGUUUUCUGUGAAA
Messenger RNA from Lactuca sativa (garden lettuce), 1444 nucleotides. RefSeq names its product polyubiquitin 4. Gene Ontology annotation, molecular function: protein binding. The record is from RefSeq and is a predicted model, not a curated record. Lineage: Eukaryota; Viridiplantae; Streptophyta; Magnoliopsida; Asterales; Asteraceae.